Zonotrichia albicollis (white-throated sparrow) is the source of this 1485-nucleotide messenger RNA. NCBI's taxonomy places the organism in Eukaryota, Metazoa, Chordata, Aves, Passeriformes, Passerellidae. The record is from RefSeq and is a predicted model, not a curated record.
AUGUUUGCAGAAACUGCAGCUUUCUGUCCUGAAAUCCUGUGUGUAUUUAUAUUUUAUUUGGGGCUUUUCUGUGAUUUUUUAGCCAAUUUGCUGCAAGGGCUGAAGUCCCCGGACUCGGCAGUGCAGGAAAAAGCCAUCGCUGAGACAGAGAAAAGGCUCCGAGAGCAAGGGGCCGGCAGGGAGGAGGAGGAGGAGGAGGAGGAGGAGUGCAGGACCACGGUGAACAGAACGCUCAUCAACCCUUCUGGCACGCCGAGGGUGCAGGCAGCAGAUGCAGAUGGCUUCCUGGCAGCUUUGGAGAAGGAUGCCAAGGAGCGAGCCCGGAGGAGGAGGAGGAAUGAGAAGCUGGCAAACGCCCUGAAGGAGCAGGGCAAUGAAGCCUUCAGGGCAGGAGACUUUGCCCUGGCCAUCCAGAGGUACUCGGAGGGGCUGGAGAAGCUGAGGGACAAGCAGGAGCUCUACACUAACAGGGCCCAGGCCUACCUGAAGCUCCAUGAGUAUGAGAAAGCCAUCAGUGACUGUGAGUGGGCAUUAAAGUGCAAUAAGAACUGCCUUAAAGCCUAUUUCCUCAUGGGGAAGGCUCACCUGGCCCUGCAGCAUUUCUCUGAGAGUGCAUGGAGCAGGCCAGGCUGGAGGAGCAGAGGCUGAGGGAGGAGCAGAGGGCCCAGAGGGAGCUCCAGGCCGGGAGUGUGGCUGCUCUGUCCGUCCAGGAGCUGCUGCAGAGGAUCAGCAGCCCUGGCCACCACCUGCCCUACUACACAGGGGCCAUCAGCCUGCUGGCAGCAGCUGUCAGCACCGGCUCUGGGCAGACGUUCUUCAGGACAAACAAUGGCUUCAGUAUCCUGAGCAGCGAGGCUGUCAGAGGGGCCUUCUGUGCAGAGAGCAAAAGCCCUGCUGAGGAGGAGCUCUGUGUUUCCCUCCUGCUCCUGUGGCAAGCUGCCUGUGCUGGCAAUGAGGAAAAUCAGCGUGUGCUGCUGGCGCAGCCCGAGGUGGGUGCCCAGCUGCCAGAGCUGCUGUCCCGUGGCACUGCCCAGAUCCAGAGGGAGGCCCUGGCACUGAUCUCCCUCUACUCCGAGCACGAGGGGGGCCGCAGGCUGCUGGGCAGGCAGGACCUGAGCAGAUGGCUGCAGAUUUUGAUGGCAUUUGUCAAGUGCACUGAUGCAAGGGCUGAGAGUGCCAUGAACAUCCUGUCUGACUUAAGUGGGGAGGAAAGGUUCCAAGCCCAGUGUCGGGCCACGUUCUCCACGGCUGUUUCACCUUUAUUCACCCAGCUGCUGGUGUGUGCCAGGCAGGUGUGUGCCAGGCAGGUGCCCUGGGCAGCCCUGGGCACAUGCACCAGCUGAGGAAGCUCAAUGGCCUGGCCAUCCUGAACUCCUCCAUGAAAUACGUGCAGAGCAGCUGAGCUCCUCAGAGCCCUGCCCAGUGCCCUCCAUUCACUGCCCCUGAGUUUUCUUUGCUGUAAUAAAAUUCAUUCAAAGCAUAUCA